Messenger RNA from Temnothorax curvispinosus, 3784 nucleotides. It is a transcript of the gene ETHR, whose product is annotated as growth hormone secretagogue receptor type 1-like. The transcript has 8 exons. Bases 1053 to 2354 code for a protein of 433 amino acids. Gene Ontology annotation, cellular component: plasma membrane. NCBI's taxonomy places the organism in Eukaryota, Metazoa, Arthropoda, Insecta, Hymenoptera, Formicidae. Gene Ontology annotation, molecular function: G protein-coupled receptor activity. The record is from RefSeq and is a predicted model, not a curated record. Gene Ontology annotation, biological process: G protein-coupled receptor signaling pathway.
GUUCCUUCUGGGCACGUAUAGCCUGGCGGACCAAUAAUGAUAGGAAGCGAAUGCAUCACGUGGCUACAAUGCCGUCGAAAUUCUGGUCAGUUAUCGGUGCGCGUUGCAACGGAAGUCACGGAGCUGUGCACAAGCAGGGAACGUGUUUCGAACCACCUGUGAGGGCAACCCGACGAGAAUGACGAUCGAGACGUUGCGUUGCGCGAAAUUCGACAACGCGGAUUGUACGGUGGUCUGAAUAAAUCGUCAAUUUAUCAUGAAUAAAUCGUGAAUUUAUUUUCGCGGCAAAAUUGACGUAACAUACAAUUCCUCGGGGUGCAAAUUCUCGUCGAAGUUAUAGAAGAUAAACAUUUGUCUGGGGCUUUCCGCAAAUUAACAUUCCCACCGUCUGAGCCAUUCGAUCGAGGUGUUAAAUGGAUUCCCGUUUUAAGUGAAGAAGCCAAUCAGUACGUUUCGCGCGGGGCGAGCAAUUUCUCGCGAUCUCAUUGAGAGCUCUGCUCGCGACGCGCCGUAUCGAGAUAAUUAAUGGUGAAUGUGCCGUGACGAGAGACUUGAUGAUGUCACUUAACGUUUCCAACCCGGCGAAAGUGGUGGUUAUCUUAAAGCAAGCAAAAACGGUAAGCUGGGUUCGCGUCGCGGAACGUCGUGGUGCCAUCGCGCACCUGCGAUUCCUAAUGGAUUUUCUCGGGUUGUAUUUCGACACGCGGCAAUCCGUCGUCGAAACGCGCGAAACUCCAACGUCAAGAAUUGUCGCGGCACGGCGGAAAGUGCUACCGACGUAAAAUUAAAAUUCCUCCUGAAAAAAAUAAAAAAACGUAUAACGAAAACCGACAUGACGGUGCUUGUAUGUAAGGCUUGUAAAUACGUAACUCAAGCGGCGAGUUCCCCUUCCGUCUAAGUGAAGAUACGUGAUAGCGUGAACGUAUCGAGUGUGCGAGGAUACGUGAUCGCGAGGGGAUUUACGAAAUAGUUUAAAAAGUGGGAAAAAAUUCGGGCGAACGAGCGACGAAGGAACAAGAGGAAGGUGCAUAUUAAUCCCGCACUUGAAAAAGAUGUUGACAACGAUGUCUACCGUCGCGUUCGAAUUGAAUUCAUCCUAUUACACAACGGCGAUCGGCAACAGCGCGCUCGACGGAUUCUCAGUAAUCGAGUCGGAGAACGCUACUUCCGCGCUGUACAUGCUGCCCGCCUACAUCCGAACCACUUCGAUGGUAGCCUGUAUUAUCGUGAUGGUUCUUGGUAUAGUUGGCAAUCUGAUGGUGCCGUUAGUUGUGCUGCGGGGUAAGGACAUGAGGAACAGCACAAACAUCUUCCUGGUGAAUCUGAGCGUCGCCGACCUCUGCGUGCUCGUGAUCUGUACGCCUACAGUGUUAAUUGAAGUCAAUUCGGGCCCGCAAGUCUGGCCGCUCGGCGAACACAUGUGUAAGGCUGUUCCAUUCGUGGAAUUGACUGUGGCUCAUGCUUCGGUUCUCACAAUUUUAGCCAUCAGUUUCGAACGCUACUAUGCUAUCUGCGAACCUUUAAGGGCGGGAUAUGUGUGCACAAAAGCAAGGGCAACCUUUCUCUGUUUCUUGGCGUGGGUGGCAGCGGCGCUGUGUACAAGUCCCAUACUGCUUAUGGUGACCUACGAGAUAGAAGAGAAUGUCGACGGUACGUACGUACCUACUUGUACAACACCGGCUUCGACGACCUGGAUGACGGGCUUUAUCCUGACGACGAUCCUCGUGUUCUUCGUGAUCCCUCUGCUGAUCCUAAUAGUCCUAUAUACAGUGAUCGCCAGACACCUGAUGGCGAAUCCGGCGAUAAGUCGCGGACCGGCGAACAAUCUGCUCAAGUAUCGCAAACAGGUGGUUAUGAUGUUAGCCACGGUGGUGCUGUGCUUCUUCCUGUGUUUGCUGCCCUUCAAAGCCCUCACCCUCUGGAUCAUCAUCGUGCCGCCCAAGAUGGUCGUCUCGCUCGGCAUAGAAGGCUACUAUAGCCUCCUGUACUUCUGCAGAGUAAUGCUGUACCUGAACUCGGCGAUCAAUCCGAUUCUCUACAAUUUAAUGUCGACCAAAUUCAGGGAGGGUUUCCUCAAGCUGUGCGGCCUGGGACCCGCCAAGAGGAAGAAGAAGAAAACGUCAGAGCGUACGGGCACUUACACAACCGGCUCGACCAAUUGCAGCAGCAGCCACUCGGACUUCUGGCGAAGACACAGCAGUAACAGGAGCUGCAGCGUGAAGGGAUCAGAAAUUUGCUAUUCCGCCGAUGGAAUCAGCGAUAAAAUCCGACGACAGAAGCAAGAUAUUGUUAAAAGUCGGCACAAAAGCGAAAACAAAAUGGCAAAUUUUGUACAUAAAUCAGAAAUUAAUUGAAUUUUAAGAAACACACCUUGUUAUUGAACGUGGUAUGGUAGGUAUUUUCUACGAUGCUGGCAUCUCAGAAGAAAUACUUUUUAACGAGUAUUAGAUGCGAUGUACAAUUUAGAGGUUUAGACGCGAUGUACAAUUUCUUUUCAAAGCUAUAUCACAUACUAAUGCAAAGUAGCAGAUUUUACGCAAAACAUUUGAAAAACUUUUAAGAAGCUUCUGUGCAAUUGUUAUAGAAAUAGUCAUAUAAAAUGUUAUAAGAAUUUUUGUCACUUUUAACAUUCACUGUCUUUCUAAAUAAAGUAAGACUGACAUAAAUAUGACAUGAUUAAUAUUUUCAUUGUUGAGUUAACGAUAAUAUAAUUUAAUGCACAUAACGUAAUCGCUUCAAAGAAUUACAUCGCCAUUAGUGCCAUUUUUUUUAGAUAAGUAUGUUUUAAUAUAAAAAAAUUAAUGCACAAAUUUUUGCGAUAAUUUAAAUAUUUAUUGUUAUUUAUUACAAUAUAUCACAAGAAUUAUACUAUUUGUAAAUGGUAGGUAUAUAUUGCAUUAUUAGAUGAAUAUUUGCCAACUUUGCCAACAUUAUAUUUUCUGCUCAUAAUAUAAACUUUGCCAAUUAUAUUUUGUGCUCAUAAAAAACAAUAAUUUAUUGAUAAAAUUAAUGAAUAUCUAGUAGUUAUAAAAAUAUUGAAAUUUAGUAUCGGUAAACAUGUACAUUCAUGGUAAAUAGAUUAUCUAAAUUAUGUUGAUAUAUCAAAUAUUACAGAAAAUAUUAAUAGCUGUGUAUGACACUUAAUCUAUUAAAUUGAUUCUGCUAUAAUGCGCAUAUUAUGUAUAUAGAACAGAGAUGAUGUUUAGUUGAGCAGCGAUAUCCGAACAUGAUUGGUUAGGUCUAAUAGUAUAAAUAUAAAUAAGAUACAAAUAUAAGAGAUAUCUAAAUUAAAUAUAUGUUUAAUUGGUGCUCAUUAUUCUCUGCUGAACCAUCUCUGCUCAAACAUAUGUAUUAUCGUAUUAAAAACAAUAUACUUGUAAAAUUUUGUAUACAAUAAGUAACUCAGAAAUUCCCAAUUUGCUCUCAUUAAUGAAUUUUUAUAUUCAACGUCAUUACGAAGAUUAAUUGCGAAGCAUCAAUUAAUAUAUAAAUUAUUUUUGUUAAAUGUCAAAUACAUUAGAUUGAUCAUUAAAAUUCGAAUAAAAUAUUCAUCAGAACAAACUUUAAUUUAAUUUCACUAUAAAUUUAGUUCGCAAUCGAAUUUGCUUAAUUUCCGAUAUCAAUUAACUAUGGGAUUAACUUUCUUAGUAAACGUUUGCGUGAGAGAAAACAUCUUCUAUUUCAUCAAGAAAUUCAUUCCAGAAGAACUGAGAGAAAAUGCAUAUACUCUCACCACAAAUGUACUAGAAGAAGUUUCUUUAAUGCAAAUUAAUAUUAUCUUAAA